CCCCGCCGGGUGCUGCACCGUUUCCCCGCCGUGGUUCCGCAUGGCGAAAGCGGAUCCCGAGGGGGCGGCCGGUGGGAAGGGUCGGAGGAGGAAAGGCCGGCGGGGCAGCGGGCAGCAGGCGGGGAUGGCCGCGCAGAAUGGCCCGAAGGCGGCCACGGUGGCGGCCAUACCCCGCAGCCCGCAGGAGUUCUCCUCCAACUGGAAGGCGCUGCAGGAGCUACUGAAGCAGAAGGCAAGUGCCUCGAAUGAGACUCUCCCUUCAUCUCAAACAUCCACCAAGAAGCAGCAUCCACUCAAAGAGGGAAACAGCCAACAGGUCCCAGCUGGCACUGGGGAUCAAAACGUGUUGAAACCCAAAUCCACAAAUAAAAAGGACGGGGGUCUGAAUGCACACAGCCCUCCUGUGGGCAAGGUGAAACACAAGAAGGCUGCAACUGACAAGAAUUCAAAGCCUAAACACACAGAUCAGAGGGCCAAGAGUUCUGCUGAUGGUGGCGCUCCUAUGGCUGAGCCCAAAGGCAGGAGAGAUGAGAAGGACAAGAGUGUGAACGGCAUCAAAAGCAAUGGGAAGGGCUGCAAAGAGAAAAGGAAAAACGGCAGCAUUGAAAAGGAGAAGAGCGACGUGAAACAUAAGAAGAGGAAAGCUGACGAUAAAGCACAGCAGCCCAAAGAGCCCGACAUCUGGUUUGAUGAUGUUGAUCCAAAUGAUAUUGAAGCAGCAAUAGGACCUGAAGCAGCAGAAGUUGCUAGAAGGAAAAUGGGACUUGAAACAGGCCAACCCAAACGGACUGUGGAGCAGGUGCUGGUUAAAGAGAAGUCUUCUGGAGGCCUUACAAGAGCUGUAGCUAUGGACUGUGAGAUGGUGGGAGUGGGACCCAACGGCGAAGACAGCAUUGUGGCUCGUGUGUCCAUUGUGAACCGGUUUGGAAAGUGCAUUUAUGACAAGUAUGUCAAGCCUACAGAAGAGGUGACGGAUUACAGGACAGCUGUUAGCGGCAUACGACCUGAGCAUCUAAAGACAGGUGAAGACUUUAAAACAGUUCAGAAGGAGGUCGCUGAUAUCUUGAAUGGAAGGAUAUUAGUUGGGCAUGCAUUACACAAUGACCUAAAGGUCUUAUUCCUUGAUCAUCCUAAGAAGAAAAUGCGCGACACGCAAAAAUACAAACCUUUCAGACAGAGAGUCAUGUGCGCACGGCCAUCGUUGAAGCUGCUCUGUGAUAGAAUUCUAGAUGUUAAAGUGCAGACAUCAGAGCACUGCUCGAUUCAGGAUGCACAAGCAGCUAUGAGACUGUACACCUUAGAGAAAAAGAAAUGGGAAGCUGCUCUUAAGAACAAAUCUAAAGUCAAACUGUGAGACUUGAAUGAUUCCACACUGUGUUAUUUAACUGCAUUUGCUGCUUCACUGUCAGAUCCCAGGCAAAUUCAAGGAGAGCUGCUCAGAACUAACAGCAGUAAUUUCAUACAAUAAUACAAACAAAAGCCCAGCACAGAAUGGCAACAUUCACAUACAAGAAUACUGCUGAAGUAUCCCCUUUCUGUAUAGUACUUACACCUAAUGGAACAAUACUUGCAAAUGCCUGCAUUUGUGAAGUACUUCGUCAAUAAUAGGAAAUAAAUAUUAAAUGAACAAUAAAAAGAGAGCACUUUUAAAUUGUGAUGGAUGAAGGAAGAAACUGAUACUGCUUUACUGAAACUGUCAAGACUAAAACCUUUAUUUUGGAUAUUUUUGAAGUCUACAAAGUAAAGCAAGUUCUUAAAUAUUGCUAUUAGUCUCACAGUUGUGAUAACUAAACACAACGUAGAAUUAAGUAUUGUUAAUGGCCCAAUAGUAAUCUUCCUGGUGAGAAAUAUCUUGUGAAAUACUUCAGGAUAAUCCAGGCUUUUAUAUCUGAGCCAGAAGUCUGCAGGUCUUGUUCUUAUACAGAAAGCUUUUACUCCUGCAGUCUCAAAAGUGCUGUGUCCACAAGGGCCAUAAUCUCCUGUAGAGAAAUAUGGGAACUGAUAAAUAUAAGAUUACCUUGUUGUUUCAAUUAUUUUUGUACUUCUCUAUUAAUAAAGAACUGUGUUUAAACAGUUAAGCCUUUAAAACAAAUGAUGUUUUAAAACACAUGGGGUUUGAUUCUGCAAAAUCCAAAGCAGUUGUAAUUGUCAGACUGAAUACUAAUACAGUUUUAAUAACCUAAGCAGUGGAAAGUAGCAAGGUACAGGUUUCAGAGAAUUAGCAGUUGCAUGUCACACAGCAUACUGCUAGAUUAAGAGAUUCUGCUCGUCUGUCUGCUUUGUCUGUUAUGGAGCACAGGGAACAACAAAUUGCAUUUGCAACAGCGGGAGCUGUUUUCUUCUCAUUUCUGCUUUGUUUUUGUUUUGUUUUUUAAUGCACUAACUUAUAGCUUCAGCUUUCAUUAAUGUGCUUCAGGCAGUGCCUGCAGGAGACAGUGGAGAACAAGUUUGUUUGCAUCUGUCUGAGACAAUUUAUGUAAGCAGACUAAAUGCAUAGCUGAAUAUAAAGUGUUAUAAGACUACCCAGUUAUAUUGGCUUGCUGGGGAAAAGACACCUUCUCAUUGAUAGCUACCUGACAGCAAGCCAUUGUAAAGGAAAUUUUAGAAUGACACAUUAAAUAGCUCAAAUAACCAUUCUGUUAUCUGUUAGACAUUUCUGGUGUUUUAACAGUUUGUUUUUCCCCAUUAUGACUGUGUUGGAAUUUAACUUUUAACCCUUCAGGCAAACUAUCAGAAGUGAGUUUGUACAGCUUCACUGUUCACACAGUUCUGUAAAGUUCUGCAGUAUGUAACUCCAACCAUUUGAGAAUGACAAA
This is a messenger RNA of Coturnix japonica (Japanese quail), 2816 nucleotides long. RefSeq names its product RNA exonuclease 4 (gene REXO4). The record is from RefSeq and is a predicted model, not a curated record. Lineage: Eukaryota; Metazoa; Chordata; Aves; Galliformes; Phasianidae. Gene Ontology annotation, biological process: DNA catabolic process; rRNA processing. Gene Ontology annotation, molecular function: nucleic acid binding; 3'-5' exonuclease activity. Gene Ontology annotation, cellular component: nucleus.